Messenger RNA from Drosophila albomicans, 2138 nucleotides. It is a transcript of the gene Prp3, whose product is annotated as U4/U6 small nuclear ribonucleoprotein Prp3. Gene Ontology annotation, cellular component: U4/U6 x U5 tri-snRNP complex. The coding region runs from base 165 to 2030 and encodes 621 amino acids. The record is from RefSeq and is a predicted model, not a curated record. Gene Ontology annotation, biological process: mRNA splicing, via spliceosome. The transcript is spliced from 2 exons. Lineage: Eukaryota; Metazoa; Arthropoda; Insecta; Diptera; Drosophilidae.
AGAGACAACCCUGUCUUUUUGCCGAAGAAAUUUUCACGAAAACGUUUUUACAGAUAAAUAAACAUAAAAUAAAAAACCAUUUGUGGAUUAUAGGCGGAAUGUGCAAAGUUUUUUGGUAAAUAACUUGUAACGUUUUAAGCCAGAUCAAUUUAAUUGCGAAUAUUAUGUCGUCUAUUAUAACGCGCAAGGAUGCGGAGAGCGUUGCCGCCGAUGCCGACGACGACCACAAAUCGAAAUCAUCCAACAAACGUUCGGCGUCCGCUUCAGGCGCUGACGGCGGCGGCAUCGUCGAUGCUGCCUCUGCUGCUGCUGUUGCUCCAAAGAAGUCCCGAUUCGACGUCAAGGAGAAGAAUGGCAACCAAGUCGAUGCUAUGGCCGCCUCGCUAAGCUCCACGCAAAUUAAACUGAUGAUGGCUCAUGCUCAACGUGAGAUCGAGGAACGCAAGCGGGCACUGAGUAAUCUUCGGGACAAGGAUCCGCUGCUCGCGUCUGUACCCCAAAUAGGAAUGCCCGUGGCACUGGCCACACAAGCGUUGGCCAAAAAGCCCACGCCCGAGGAUGCGGACAAGGCCAAGAAGAUUGCGGAGCUGCAGGCUCAAAUACGUGCCAAGUUGACUGGUAAUUUGGCCAAUUUAAUACAGCAACAGCCCACAGCGGUUGCAGCAGCCGCCGCUGCAGCGGCCCAACAACAACAGGAGCGGCCCAAACCACUGAUAUUGGACGAAGAAGGACGCACUGUCGACAAAAGCGGGCGUGCCAUCAAUAUACCAACGGUGACGCCUACUUUAAAAGCGAACAUACGCGCCAAGAAACGUGAGGUAUUCCAACGUCAAGGCACGGGCACCGAGGGUAGCAGUAGCAACAGCGGCGGUGGUGCCGGCGGCUCGACGGGCAGCACACACGAUGAUGGCGUCAAGUAUUUCGAUGAUCGCAUUGCACUGAAGCCGACGAUAAGGAAUAAGCGUACGCUGCGCUUCCAUGAGCCCGGCAAGUUCCAGCAACUGGCGGAGCGCAUGCGCAUGAAGAGCCAGCUGGAGCGUUUGCAGAAUGAGAUAUCACAAAUCGCACGCAAGACAGGCAUCUCAUCGGCAACCAAGCUGGCGUUGAUAGCGCCUAAACAGGAUAUGCCUGAUGAUGUGCCCGCCAUGGAGUGGUGGGAUUCGGUUAUUCUCAGCCAGGACAUGGAGACGCUGGACGAGACGAGUGGCAAGAUAAGCAUACGUCAGACGGCUAUCAGCAAUCUCAUCGAACAUCCAACGCAAAUGAAGCCUCCAAAUGAACCAUUGAAGCCCGUUUACUUACCUGUUUUUCUAACCAAAAAGGAGCGCAAGAAGCUGCGUCGCCAGAAUCGUCGAGAGGCCUGGAAAGAAGAGCAGGAGAAGAUACGUUUAGGUCUUGUUGCACCGCCCGAGCCCAAGCUGCGUAUCUCGAAUCUAAUGCGCGUGCUUGGCACCGAUGCUGUCCAAGAUCCCACCAAGAUUGAGGCGCAUGUUCGUGAACAAAUGGCUAAGCGGCAAAAGGCUCACGAGGAUGCCAACAAUGCCAGGAAAUUGACCAGCGAACAGAAAAGCGAGAAGAAGCAACGCAAAUUGAAGGAGGACACCAGCUGUGGUGUACAUGUGAGCGUCUAUCGCAUACGCGAUCUACAGGAUAAUCAGAGCAAAAAGUUCAAGGUGGAAACAAAUGCCAAACAAUUGCAAAUGACUGGAAGUGUGGCGCUGUUUCGUGAUUGUUGUGUGGUUGUUGUGGAGGGUGGUCCGAAGCAGCAGAAGAAGUAUCGUCGUCUCAUGCUGCAUCGUAUCAAGUGGGAGGAGGAUGUGGUCAAGGGCAACGACGGGCAAGAUGUGUCCAACUCGUGUGUGCUCGUUUGGGAGGGCACAAGUCAGCGUCGACACUUUGGCGAGAUCAAAUUCAAAAUAUUUCCCAUGGAGAAGAUGGCACGCGAAUUCUUUCAGAAGCAUCAAGUCGAACACUACUGGGAUUUGGCCUAUUCGGGCGCCGUGCUUGAGGCAUCCACUGAUCAGCAGUAGACUAUACAAAUUUUUAUCCAUUUAGACACCCCCGAAAUUGUUAAAACACUUUUAGAUCGUUAAGUAUAACACAAAAUUAUAUAAACAUGAAACAUUUAUUUUGCGGUA